Molecule: messenger RNA, 1224 nt
Organism: Salvelinus namaycush (lake trout)
Lineage: Eukaryota; Metazoa; Chordata; Actinopteri; Salmoniformes; Salmonidae
Product: origin recognition complex subunit 3-like
Exons: 12
Biological process (GO): DNA replication; DNA replication initiation
Cellular component (GO): nuclear origin of replication recognition complex; DNA replication preinitiation complex; nuclear pre-replicative complex
Molecular function (GO): DNA replication origin binding
Source: RefSeq, a predicted model, not a curated record
AUGAAGGCAGACACCGAGUUUCUGCAGGAUGAGCUGAACAGGAUAAUCUUAGACAGCCUAUUGGAGUUUAUCAGAAAGAGUGCCUCCACUUUCCAGCGGGGCACGGAUGACUGGGCAUCAGGUAUGAGAGCCAAUGAGAUUCCCACAGCUGCCCUAGUGCUUGGAGUGAAUGUGCCAAAUCAUGAAAUUACCUUCCAGAGCUCCUCUGACCAGCUGCAGCAGUCGGUGACUCCUUUUGUUGUCUCCAUACAAGCCAACGAGUGUGCAGCCCUGAAGCACCUGAUGCAGAGGGUUCUAGAGAGACUGAUGGGUGCUUGUGUGUCAGUGGAUGUUGAAGAGGAGGAAGAGCCUAAGCAACACAGUACCAAUGUUAACCAGAAGAGGGUGCACUGUUCCCUUGGCACGCUCUGUGACUGGUACAUUACUUCUAAUAAUUUGUCUGGCACCCCAGGCAAAAAGCGUACUUCUGUUGGCAAAGACAUGCAACAGCAUCCUCCCAUUUUAGUGAUCUUCAAAGACCUAGACGCUUUCAACCCUUGUGUGCUGUAUAAUCUCCCCGUUCUUUGCAACAGUCGGUACGUGGAGCAGUUUCCUCUGAUGUUCGUCUUUGGCAUCACCACAUCUCCCAGCACCAUUCAGCACAUGCUACCCAAGUCCAUAUCCUUUCUGCUGUGCAUUGAGCUCUUCCAGUCCCUGUCCUGCACCCAGCACCUGACCACUGUUACGAACAAGGUAAUCCUGACCCCACUGUUUCCUGUUAAGCCCAGUGGCAAGGUGCUGCAGGUGCUGGUCAGCAUCUUCCUCCACCACGAUUUCUCCGUACGCAACUUCAUCAAAGGCCUGCAGUUGGCUCUGCUGGAGCACUUCCACAGCCAGCCUCUGAGCGUGCUGUGCUGUAAGGAGGUGGCAGCCCUGGGCCAAGCCACUGAGCUCAGCCACGGCAUGUAGAGAAUCUAACAGCUGCCAUCCUUCAUGAGGUACGUAGAGAAGCAGGCUCCCCAGGAGCAAAUGGAGCUGUUGACCAGUGAUGACCAUGUGAAGGAAGUGUGUCAGAAACUACUGAAAGUUCUUCGCAAAUACCAUAAGAACUACUACCCCAUUCUGAGGUGUCUCCACGUUCUAACGUCUUCUCUACCUAAAUACCCUCUGAGGAAACCGAUAAGGGAUCUGCUCAUAUCCUGUUGGAGGCAGGGAGCUGUGGUGGAACACAAGCGACUGGGUUGA